AUGCUGCAGUAUGACAGAGAUCCACUGAGCAACACCAUUCAAGAUUAUAAGUGGAAAAAAUGGCCUAAUGCAUGCUUAGUGCGCUCACAUAUAGCUUGGGUAGACCUGGACUCAGUGAUCCUUCAGAAAGAAGGAAGGAAAAAGGGUAUUUCUGUCACCUAUUCGGUCUUCAUUGGACCAGAGAUACUACCUCUAACCACGCUUCUGUGUGGUUACUACUCAUUUGGUUCAGGAGGCUGCAGAGAAGAGGAAGACUACCAGUUCCUCUUGUCCUGGGCUACUGUGCAUGUGUCAGGGGGAUCCCCUGGGAUUGCUCCUUCCUUGAGGCCAAAUGACCAAGCUCGGGCGGGAGAAGCAUGGGGGUGCCAGGCAGAGCGGGGAGAGGAGAUAUACACCCAGAAGGCUCAGCAGCACUGGGAGACUCCUAUGACCAAGAUCCAGAUAAAUUUUGGAUUUCACAUGGAAAAGAAGCUUUCCUUCAGAAUGCAGAAGGGACUUGUGAACAUUAUUACAAUUGUGAAGUUACUGAAAGUAAGUGAAGCAAGACGAAGACUAAAGAAAAGGGCCCACAUGGAAGGACACAGAUGGGAAGAAAGGGGAAAGAUUAAUUCUCAGAUAUUUUAUUUACUUCUAUCAUCCCACAGACCUGAGCCUUCCCCUCCCUCCGAGAAUCAUUGUGUUCUGGUUUAUUAG
Molecule: messenger RNA, 693 nt
Organism: Struthio camelus australis
Lineage: Eukaryota; Metazoa; Chordata; Aves; Struthioniformes; Struthionidae
Source: RefSeq, a predicted model, not a curated record